AUGAAUACGUAUUAUGUUAACUAUACGGGCAGUGAUAACAUGAUUACAAUAGACAUACACUCGAGUGUUGAGACCAUCAAAGAUCUCAAGGCUUUUCUACAGACCAAAGGCCUGUACAAUGAAAACACUGAUAUUAUUGCUUUUGGAUCUAAUACCUUGGUUAAUUCCCAAUUAUCAAGUCUGAGUGAAGAGUCGGACCGAAAGUGUCGUGAAUUGUGUGAAGAGAUGUCGGCUCUGAAGGCAAGCAAUGAGUCCGAAGUAAAGGCAUUGAAAGCACAGCUCAAGACUGACAUCGACUCAAUGCAGACAAUGGAGAAAGAGAUCAAUGAUUUGAAACAAAAGUUGUCGACUUCUAACUCGAGUCGGUAUAUCGACGGCAAUAAUAUCAUCGCUUCCCGUAUAGUGUAG
Messenger RNA from Medioppia subpectinata, 408 nucleotides. The record is from the annotation of a GenBank genome assembly. Lineage: Eukaryota; Metazoa; Arthropoda; Arachnida; Sarcoptiformes; Oppiidae.